AUGAUUAUUCACUCAGUCCUCGUUGGGAUUGGAUUUGGUAUGCUUUUUAAUGUCUUCGAUAAAUAUAAUCCAAGGACGGUCUUGACCUCAAUCUUCCUCCUUGUAUUAAACUGUUGGGUGCUGCUCACACAACUGGGUGUGGUGGGUGUUAAUCUGGAUCUCGAACAAAAACAGGCGGACAAGCGUGGCCCAAGCUUAUGGAUGUCAGAGGCCGAUCAAUCCUCGUUCUCCUGGUCCUUCGGGCUGGCAGCCUUUGUGCUUCUUUUUGUUCUCGUUGCACUCAAUAUUCUCGUUUGGUGUGUUUAUCCCAGGAAACAUGCGGCAUUGGAGGAGUCUCGGAGGGCCGAAAGUCUCAGUGAGCAGCAGCGAAUAGAACUGACACGACUUCAUCGGACAGCCGACCCAUCAAGAGACACUGACUUAUCCUCCUUGGACGUUGGCACAUACGAUCCGCGCUCUGCUGAUGCAAUGACUGAAGGAAAUCAAAGUGAAGAUAACCACAUCAGCUCAUUUAAAAUGUCAGCGGCGGGUAUGAAGUUGGAAGAGGGCGAGUUGUAUGAUAGAAGAACUGCUGUGUUUCAAUCCGAUCCCCGCACAGCCGUCGAUGAGAAUCUCAGCCGCGUGUCCAGUCGUAUGUCUAGCGUGCGCUCCUCAAAUGGGGUGUCGGGAGCAUUCGAUAGAGAACGGAAUCGUACCUAUAUUAUCAAGAAAGGCCAAAGCCACAUUACACCACAAACUGUUGUAAGUGUCCAUUUCCUACUUGAGAAGUUGUCUUGUGUGAGAUGA
This is a messenger RNA of Hydatigera taeniaeformis, 786 nucleotides long. The record is from the annotation of a GenBank genome assembly. Lineage: Eukaryota; Metazoa; Platyhelminthes; Cestoda; Cyclophyllidea; Taeniidae.